Messenger RNA from Theobroma umbraticum, 1933 nucleotides. Its product is annotated as calcineurin B subunit-like protein. Lineage: Eukaryota; Viridiplantae; Streptophyta; Magnoliopsida; Malvales; Malvaceae. Gene Ontology annotation, biological process: phospholipid metabolic process. The record is from RefSeq and is a predicted model, not a curated record. Gene Ontology annotation, molecular function: lysophosphatidylethanolamine acyltransferase activity; calcium ion binding.
AUGGCGGAGCAUGAUAUGACCUCGCCCCUCCUUUCUCCUCGAUCGUCCGAUCAACCCCAAACUGUCCUCAUCGUCCCCGACGACGAAGAUUCCGAACCCGCCGACCGGCCGCCAUCGAAUCAGCAAUCUUCCCUCCAAGCGGGCAUUCCUCUUCAAAAUUAUAAUCACAGCUACGGGAACGGGAACGGGAACGGCCACGUCAGCUCUCCGAAUCCAUACGAGUUUCUCGGGUCGGACGGGUUCUCGGUUCCGGCACCAACCACGAUUGAUCCGUUUCGAAACGGGACGCCUUUUGUUUCUGGGGUUUACGAACUGAUAAAGAUAUUGCUGUGUUUGCCGAUUGCUUUAGCGAGACUGGUCUUGUUUGGGGCGUGUUUGGCAAUAGGUUAUAUCGCGACCAGGAUAGCGUUAGAAGGGUGGAAGGAUAAGCAAAAUCCCAUGCCGAAAUGGAGGUCCAGAAUCAUGUGGGUCACCAGGGUUUGCGCUCGCUUUAUUCUAUUCUCUUUUGGCUAUCAGUGGAUUAGAAGAAAAGGAAGACCAGCUCCAAGGGAGGUUGCUCCAAUAGUUGUAUCUAAUCAUGUAUCGUAUAUUGAACCUAUUUUUUAUUUCUAUGAAUUAUUUCCGACAAUUGUUGCGUCGGAGUCCCAUGAUUCCAUACCCUUUGUCGGAACUAUUAUCAGAGCAAUGCAGGUGAUAUAUGUUAAUAGAUUCUCACAAGCAUCAAGAAAGAAUGCUGUAAAUGAAAUAAAGAGAAGGGCUUCAUGUGAUACAUUUCCUAGACUGCUACUUUUUCCUGAGGGAACUACAACUAACGGGAAGGUCCUCAUUUCAUUCCAACUUGGUGCAUUCAUCCCUGGUCACCCAAUUCAACCCGUAAUUGUUCAUUAUCCCCAUGUACACUUUGAUCAAUCUUGGGGGCUCAUUUCUUUGGCUAAGCUCAUGCUUAGAAUGUUUACUCAGUUUCAUAAUUUUAUGGAGGUAGAAUAUCUUCCUACCAUUAUGCCCCCUGAUCAUCAAAAGCAAAAUGCUGUACUCUUUGCUGAGAGGACUGGUCAAGCUAUGGCAAGUGCUCUCAAUAUUGUACAAACAUCUCAUUCCUAUGGGGAUUUAAUGCUCCUCAUGAAAGCUGCUCAGUUACAACAGGAAAAGCCUUGGAGUUAUAUGGUUGAAAUGGCCAGGAUUGAAUCGCUGUACCAUAUAAGCAGUUUGGAGGCUGUGGACUUUCUGGAUAAGUUUCUUUCCAUGAAUCCAGACACCAGUGGUUGUGUUAAACUUCAUGAUUUUUUGAGGGUUCUACAACUAAAGGCUUGUACACUUUCUGAAGAGAUAUUUGGGUUCCUUGAUGUGGAGAAGAAUGGAUCAAUUACAUUUAAGCAGUUCUUGUUUGGAUCAGCUCAUGUUCUGAAGCAGCCAUUAUUCAGGCAAGCCUGCGAACUAGCCUUUGCUGAAUGUAACGUGGAGGGAGAGAACUACUGUAUGGAGAAAGAUUUGGCAGAUAUUUUAAGACACGCAAUUCCAGAGUUGAAUGAAGAUGAGAUCCAUGGGCUGUUCAAUUUAUUUGAUACAGACAAGGAUGGGAGGAUAAGCAGAGAUGAUUUCUUUUCCUGCCUGAGAAAGAAUCCUUUGCUGAUAGCGCUCUUCACACCCAGAUUGCUGCAUAGAGACACGUCCAAAGCUGGUGAUAGAAUACUGGAGGAGAUUGUGUGAUGUAUGGGCCGUUGUCUUUCACAAUAGAUAGGUUUUGGAUUUUUGUGUACUAUCUUCUUCACUUGUUGGGUUUUCUUGGAUAUGGAAGGGAAUGGAUUCUUGCUUAUUGUCAUAAGUCUUUUAAAGAACAUGGGCCUAAUAGGUUUUUUUGAUGUUGCCCAUGUUGUUGCUCACAUGAACGAAUAUUCAACAAAUAUAAUUGAUUUGCAUUUACUUCUUCUAUAAA